Cuscuta campestris is the source of this 1300-nucleotide messenger RNA. NCBI's taxonomy places the organism in Eukaryota, Viridiplantae, Streptophyta, Magnoliopsida, Solanales, Convolvulaceae. The record is from the annotation of a GenBank genome assembly.
GCUCAUAUCCCUAGCUGGCGGCACAAUCAUUUGCGACGGGCGCGCUAUGUCCACUCCGCCGGCAGAUGGGUGUAACGGCGGUGCGAUCACUGACCCUAAGCACCCCACCAACGGAACCCUAACUGUCAAGAAGCCCCCCGCCAAGGACCGCCACAGCAAGGUCGACGGCCGCGGUAGGCGCAUACGCAUGCCGAUUGUCUGCGCCGCCAGGGUUUUUCAGCUCACCAGGGAGCUCGGCCACAAGUCCGAUGGCCAGACGAUUGAGUGGCUCCUCCGCCAGGCCGAGCCGUCUAUUAUUGCUGCCACCGGCACCGGCACGAUCCCUGCCAGCUUCUCCACCGUCUCCGUCUCCGUCAGGAACUCCUCCUCCAACUGCCCCUCCAUCUCCGCGCCCCUGGAUCAGAAACCGUCCCAGCCUCUGACCCCCUUCAUCCUCGGGAAGCGCCUCCGCUCGGACGAGGACGAUGGCCUGGACGGAGGGGGCGGGAGCAAGGAAGAUGCCUCGGGCAACGCCGCCGUGGUGGGUCCGGCAGCGGGAUUCUGGGCCUUCCCGUCCAGGCCGGAAUUCGGGCAAGUGUGGAGCUUCGCGGCUCCCCACGAGAUGACGGUAUCUGCUCAGCAGUUAAACUCUCAUCAUCAAGCCCGGUUUCUACAGCAGCAGAUGGGGGAAGCGUCGGCGGCUAGGGUUGGGAAUUACCUGCCCAUAGCACAGGGCCACCUCAAUCUACUAGCCUCCCUAUCUGGUCCUCCUCCUCCUUCUUCUGGCCAAAGAGACGACGAAGGACGUUGAAGCUUAGCCAUUUUUACUAUCAUCAUCAUCAUCAUCCAUGGCUGCCCUUUUAUUUAUUGUCAAUACAUCAUCAUCGUCAUCAUCAUCACAUAAUAUAUAUAUAUUGUAUAAGUGUGCCGUUUAUUUGUUGCUGUUUCUGCUGCCAGUGUUGUGUAGAUGAGAAAUUGUCUCUUAAUUCCUUUUGGUGUUUAGGGAGUCAAGGAUAAACUUAGGGUUUGGGUUACGCAUUGGUCAGAAAUUGCAUUGUUUUUCUUUAUAUAUAUUUUAAAUUUGAUCUCUCCGGUGUUUGGGGACGAAUUGGUGGCGCGGGGAACUCCCGUCACAUCCUCAAUAAUAAUAAAUUGUUCUUCAUUCACACCAUGGACUAUCCUCCAUGAAUGAUUUGUAACGAAUCCGGGCAGGUUUCUGAUCCAUUGAUUUGUGUAAUCUGUCGUUGGAAGACACCAUCUUUGCAAAAUGUUUCAUUUCAUCUCCUUAUGUGAAUGGAUGCAAUAAUUUGUUCCAUGAAAU